AUGUUUAUCUCCGCAAAGGUGAUAUGUCCACGCCAAGUAAAUGAUGCCCCGUAUAUAUGGUAUCCUCGCCCAAUUUCGGAUAAGCGCGGUCAUAUUAACACUUACGUUACUGGUGAUGGCAAGUUUCGUUCCGUUCCUAUUUCCGAUGUAAUGCGCUCCGAAUCCGGGAAUGCAGUCAUACGGUUCGAAUCAAAUGUUGCCCAAACUGAACUGCAUUAUAAAAAGCUGCCUAAUCAGUUGAUUGCGAUGACCGAACGCCGUUUGAUAUUCAUAUGUGGACCGCGGGAUUUGGUUCUGAGUGAUGCAUUGCAGCGUCACCUUGAGCGGCUCAAUGGCAUUGGUCAAAUGAAACCACUUCCUUGGGCGUCAUCCAUGCCAGUUAUUCAAGAAAUCAAGAAAAUGGGUACGGGGUUGGGAGUGCUUUUCUUGAACAGAGGGCACUUGCAACUACCCCUGCAAGGCUGCGGGAGCCGUCCAUCACCACUUUUUGCUGCGGACAACGAGGUGUACGUGGAUUCCAUCACCGGAACACGUUCAUGCGUAGCGGAUCCCAUGGGACAAUCACGUAUCGGAUUUGUUUGCGAAGGUCGUCUUGAACCCGAUGAUUGCAUGAGAUCUCUCUUAGACAAAAAUGAUCAAAUUGUAACUGCCCCAAAACCAUAUUCUUAUCGUCAUUUCGAUACCAAUAAGCCAUGGGUGGUAACGCAAUUUUUUUCUAAAUUGGCACUGCCACCAUUCAAUGGCGAAUGCAGAUGCAUCAAUCCCGAAACAGGACAGGUGAAGGCCAAGAUAGAGAUCCUCUCAAAAACCGAGUACAUUUGUGACAUCGCCAGCAAGGCCUUCCUUAGCCGUUUCCGUCCCAUCCACGGGCCUUGGUGCUCUGUGAUGUUACACCCGGGUAGUACAUUGACCAUAAAGCUACCAACACCGGCGGUCAAAUCAGUUUUUAUCGACCAAGAUUAUAACUAUGAUUUCCAGGGGGACUUCUUCGUUCUCCCAUUUUCGCAAUUGGCAUCCAUCUAUGAAUACGAAUCUGAAUUCCUGCCGAAGGACGUGACUACGCUGAGACAACUGAAAUCAAUUCAUGACAUCAAUGCUUACGACGAAAUCUUAUAUCACAAAGGCAUUGCUGGCGAUGCCCUUGAGUUGGAUGUUUCUCGAAUGCCACUGGGAGAAGUGAAGCUGAAGUACCAGCUGGGCAAACCGCUAGCGUUGCGAGAAAGGUCUAAUUCAUUCUUUUAUCAUUGGACUCUGAUAUCUAGGAACGAAAACGUUCCCGAUAAGAUAAGGGCCGCCAUAAAUGUGUCAUUUGCGUUUUCUCAUAGCUACUGGAUUAUAGGUUGCGAUCGCGGGCGACCAAGCGUCUUUGAUCCAGAGAGUAGCAAUGAAUAUUGCUCGAUCAGAAUGGUGGGAAACGGAAUAGGGGGUGUUUACGAAUGUCUAUUCAAUCAAGUGCAGGAUCGCCGGCUGGCUGGCAUCCACUGCAGAGCUGACGAGGUCCUGUUGCCAAACAACUGUGAAUCCGUUGGGUACGAUCUCGUUUCCAAUCAGAUUAUACCAAUGCCUGAAUCGAUGAAAAAUGCCACGAUUCAACCCACUCCUGGGUUUCAGGUAUUCGACAUUGAAUUGAACGACGAUAGCCCUGUCAGUUAUGCGUGCAUUUGCGUCGACGAACGUGGAUAUGAAACAUCUAGGCUUAUUGUGGAAUCCACUCACCGCGAAGAGUGUUCUUAUGCAGUAAGUCGUGAUGAGGUCCGUCACACUUUUAUUCCUUAUAUAUUGCUGCAAUUGGGGGAAGCAGGAGUAUCAAACGGAGGCGCUGUAUCUUCACAAUCACUGAUGCUAUACAACGUAUUACAAAAGUCGAUUUUGCUAGGAAUCGGUACGACAUUACGCAUCCCUUGUGGCCCCGAUCAGCAGAGCGUUGCAGGUAAUGGGCGGAUAACAACUACAUGGCUUCCCAAGCAGCCUGAAGAAUAUCAUUAUACAGUCAACCAGAGACCACAUGGGCCUGAGCUGAUACGUAAGUCUCACAACGAGUCAUUUGCUAGCACUCCAGGUGCUCUGGAAAUCGGAUACCAAGAGAACGGGGGGAGACCUGAAUAUAAAGAAUUGACAAUCAAAUCGCGCAAAGGUGCCAUAUUAAUAUCUAAAGAUCCACUACACAAGAAAUUCGUGCCGAUGACGUUCCUCUGCGGGAAUACGCCAGAACAAUCGGAUUUGCCCGUCGUCAUUGAUGGUGUAUCAACUUCGGCAGCGUCUCCACCACCUAAUGUUCAGGGAGUAAAAUCAUCGGCGCAAUACACAUGGAAUAUCGUUGAAGUUGCCGUCGAGACCACUGACCCCUACAUGCAAGGAUGCGGCGUUACCUACGAGUCCACUGACCUAUUCAAACCUGAGACACACCAACUCUACGACGCUGAUGGGCAACUUCAGUUCGGCUGUAAGAUUGAUCUCCAUAUGGCUAAAGAGGCUGCAUUCUACUGCCCAGCGCCGUAUGUCCUGGACCCACCCAAUUGCUUCAGCCAGGUCUCCGUGGACGGCACCGUCAAGAACACGCGCGACAUCAGCCAAUCCUUGGUGACAUCACAAUCAAAUCAUUUUAUGAUUUUGUAUUCAUUCAGUGGACUCGUUGGGCCCGGAGAGAAGCUACGCCAGACGCCUCCGUUGGAGUGCCGCUGCGUAACCACAAAGGGCAUCAUCCUCUCCACCAUACAGAUAGAGAACUACUACGCCAAGUAG
This is a messenger RNA of Babesia ovata, 2742 nucleotides long. RefSeq lists its product as uncharacterized. The transcript has a single exon. The record is from RefSeq and is a predicted model, not a curated record. NCBI's taxonomy places the organism in Eukaryota, Apicomplexa, Aconoidasida, Piroplasmida, Babesiidae. Bases 1 to 2742 code for a protein of 913 amino acids.